UCGAUCCCAAGGGAUUGCCUUGCAGAGGCAGAGAGGCCUCACUCCAUUCACAGAAACAUUGGUAUGCAAGCCUGCUAUUUCAUUCACAUAAAACGAAAAUAUUAUUUGCAUUUGCUCUUCAGCUUUUCCCCCCUUUUUUCCUUCAACGCAGCGUAAACGGGGAGCUCUCAUUCUUCCUUUUGUCCUUUGCUUUCGUGCCGGUGAAAAGAACAAAUGAGCUUUUUGUGUUUUCCAGGCAGCAAGGCAGUUUUUAACAAGAUAUUGGGAGGGACUGCACUGCGAAAUCUGUAGCAGGAUGUGAGAAGCCUUAUGAAUGACUGUCAAUCACCAGCUACCCGCUCCUCUGGACAUUAUCAUGAAUGGUUUUGCUCUGUGUAUGGUCUGCUCUGACAGCCUUUGGUUUAAGGGAUGGUGAAUAUUUCUUUCUAAGCAUGCAGUAAUCGUUGUGCAGUGGGUAUCCGUUUAGCGUGUGCUCAUCUUUGAAUGGUAGUUUUGUGUGUUUAUUAAUAAUUCAUCAAGAUAAUUCAGCACAGGCGCUAAAUUAGGUUUAGUAAUUUUCUCAGCAGUACGAACGUAACAGCCUCAGAAUAUUGGUCGCUGUAUUGGUGUCUGCUUUCUUUUUGUCUGAGGUAUUUACAAAAAAAAAUAAAUAAAUAAUAAUUUUAAAUUGGACAAAUCAUUGCAUGUCAUUGUAUUAAAAAAAAAAAAAAAAAAAAAUCAGAAUUUACAAGAAAUGUGCUUGCAUUAUAUUUGGAUAUGUUAGCUGUAAUUUCUACCAUAACAAGGUGGAGAAAAAUGCACUCUUCUUUGUUUAAAUUAUGAAAUAUUUUUGUCCUGUCUGUAAGUGGCACAGUUUAUCUCCACCUAGUAUUCUGAAUUUCAGAUUACAAAAAAUCUUCACAAUGCAGCUAAUCUAGUAUAGUAUCUGUAUUUUUCAUAUAUUAUAUGAAAUAUUUAUUAGAAUUUGAUUGGGUUUGAAAAUGUUGCAGUGUAUUAACUGUAAGCAAGAGGAACUCUCAUUAUUAACGGCAAAUUUUAUGACAGCAUAAAAAUAGUGUUUGCUGGUAUGCACCACAAAUAAUAUAGUUUCACAAUAAUCAGUUUUUGACUUUCAUAGUAUUGCUCCUGGGUGAAUCAAACAAAUAUCUGUUUGCUAGUCACCUAUUAUCAUAUAAUUAAAUUAUUAAUGGCCAAAUGCAGAUUAUUUUUGUUUCUUAAAAAUACACUCUUUGUGUGAGCUUGGUAAAUGCAGAAAGAGAUUUUAUGAGGGAGGAGAUACAGGAUUCAGGAUUCAAAGAACAUUUGCUCCCGAUCACAGCAUUUUCUGUAAUUUUUCUUGCUUUCCCACUGAUGAACUAUGAAAGUAUAACAUUCCUGCGGUGGAGAGGAAAUAUCAGUCUAGGAAAUUUGAGAAUUGAUUGGUUCUAGUGUGCUGUAAGUGGGAGGAUUUUUUUUUUUUUUUUUGCUACAGGAAGUGAUUUGCAGUGUUCAGUGAGCCUUUUGUUGAGAAGGGUCUUCUCAGAUCUGUGAGUCAUGCUUUUGCUGCGAGCGGGUAGGCAACUGUGAGAGGGCUCGGGAUCUCAACCAUAUUCCACCUCUCUGUCUCUGGACCUCGCUGGUGAAGGACAGCAUAUCGGCAGCUUUUUGAGUCUGUUUUUUCCCUUUCCUGUACAGCUUUAAUGGAUUGUCUGUUUUCCUCCUUUUUUCCCCGCUAAACUGGAUUGCAGCUCUGGCUUCUUCAUAGCAACAACAACCUAAAGCCAGAACCACAGCAGGAAAAAUUACAUCAGGCUGCCUGUGAUUGCUAUGAGGCAUUUGCUAUGUUAAAGGAGGGGAUAAUUAGCUUGGCAUCGCAUCUGCCAGUGCGCAUGUAGGCAGGCAGAUAGAAGGGCAUGCUUCACCGUACCAAAUACAACCGCUUCAGGAAUGAGUCAGUGACGUCCGUCGAUGAGCUUCUCCACAACCUCUCCAUGAACCCCAAGGUCUCGGCAGCCCCUGCACCCUCUGCCGAGCCCCCUUACUCCCCGCCGGCCGAAGCGCUCCACGCCGACCCCGAGGAUGGCGGCACCACCCUCUGCACCCUCAUCAACAAGGUGUCCCACCUGAAAUUCGCCAACACGGGCAGCCUGCUGGGCAUCAAAAGCCUCCCCUCUGCCGUCAAAGACCUGGCCGUGUCCAGGCUGCAAGGAGGCAGCUCUGGCGGCGGCUCCGGCGGCCCCGGUCCCCCCGCCACCGCGGCGGCGUCCAGCGGUGGCUCCUGCAGCCCCGCCGCCGGCCCCCUCUGCACACAGCAGGACCUGGGCAGCAUGACCACCAGCACGGGGAAAAAGGGCAGGCUGGAGGACGCGCAUCUGGGAGGGCAGGACUGGAAUCCCAGCGGCAACGUUGUCAAUAAACCCUCCAGAGGAUGGCUGCACUCCAGCGAGAAGAUCUCUGGACCUGGCGUGACGUACAUCGUAAAGUAUUUGGGAUGUAUAGAAGUUCUUCGUUCAAUGAGAUCACUAGAUUUCAAUACAAGAUCACAAAUAACCAGGGAAGCCAUCAGUUCGGUAUGUGAGGCUAUCCCAGGUGCCAGAGGAGUGUUUCGUAAGAGAAAGCCUCCCACCAAAGCCCUCUCCAGUAUCCUCGGGAAGAGCAACUUACAGUUUGCAGGAAUGAGCAUCAACCUGAACAUCUCAACCAGCAGUCUGAACCUGAUGACACCUGACUCUAAACAGAUAAUAGCAAAUCAUCAUAUGCAGUCAAUUUCGUUUGCAUCUGGUGGAGAUCCGGACACUACGGAUUAUGUUGCCUAUGUAGCUAAAGAUCCUGUUAACCGAAGAGCGUGUCAUAUUCUGGAGUGCUCCGAUGGUCUGGCUCAGGAUGUCAUCAGCACCAUCGGUCAGGCAUUCGAUCUCCGCUUCCAACAAUACCUGCAGUGUCCCUCCAGCAAGCUUCCUACCUUACAUGAUAGCAUGCUAAAUAUGGAGGAGGCCCCGUGGACAGAGGAGGAGGAGGAGACUGCUGAGCAUCCUUACUACAACAACAUACCAGGGAAGAUGCCGCCACCAGGGGGCUUCAUCGACACACGACUGAAAAACCAAACAUCUGGUCCAGCAGAGGGCAGUCAGUCUUGUCUGCAGUCGAGUCCAGCGGUUGGACUAGACCAAACGUACUACCAGGGGAGACACUGUGGGGAGAGCUGGAGUGAGGAAAGGAGGUCCUUGCCUGUUCGACAGGGUUCAAGUGACAUAUACAGUCUACCUGAGGGUAAAAGUCAAGUACCAAAAAUGGGGGACGUCCCCACUUACGUGAACACCCAGCACAUCGAUGUCCAGGUCCUGGCAGCGCUGCAGACAGAGUCCGACACUGUGACGGACACGCCCAUGGGGGUGGCCAAAGAUAGUCCCCGGAAAGAUCUGUUCGAUAUGAAGCCCUUUGAAGAUGCCAUCCUCACCCAGGCUCCGAUCCCAGCGCUGAGCAAGGUUGCCUCCGUGGACAACUCCAGCCCGCUCCUGGUCCGGGCUGCGGCGUUCAGAGCCAACGAGGAGCUGGAGGGGCAGCCGUGGUACCACCGCGAGAUGAGCCGCAAGGAGGCCGAGAAGCUGCUGCGGGAGGACGGCGACUUCCUGGUGCGAAAGAGCACCACCAACCCGGGCUCGUAUGUCCUGACGGGCGUGCACAACGGGCAGACCAAGCACCUCCUGCUGGUGGACCCGGAGGGCACGGUGCGGACAAAAGAUCACAUUUUUGACAGCAUCAGCCACUUAAUUAGCCAUCACCGUGACAACAACUUGCCCAUAGUCUCUGCUGGAAGUGAACUGUGUCUUAAACAGCCGGUAGCAAGAAAAGAGUGAAAAGUUAUCAUGCUGCAUUGGAGAAAAAAGUAUUUACUCCUUUCAAACUUGAAACUUGAAGAAGAAUACAGAGAAUAUAUUAUUGUCACAAAUUGCUAAAGAUGACAGUGUUUUCAGAAUGUGGGCAUCUUUUUGGCUGCUUGCAAAGGUGGGGAAAGAUUUGUUUCAAUUGACAAGCGAUUUAUAGAACUACUAUUAUUUUGUUGUGAUGAUUGAAAUUAUAUAUUUUUUGAGGACAUGCAUAGGUUUAAUGAAUAGAUGUUUAUUUGGUGUUUUAAACAAGAGAAAGCAACUGUUAACUGUUUAGAUUAUUUGCAAAUUGACCUCAAGGAGGCAAAAAGAGUAUUUUAGAAUAACCUAAUGUUCUAGUUUUGUCUAUGAAGCACAACCAGAUUUACACAAUUGUUGGUAAGACUUAGAGGAAUCAAAUAUUUGAAAAGGAGUUAGUAUUUAAAUAU
Molecule: messenger RNA, 4294 nt
Organism: Anguilla anguilla (European eel)
Lineage: Eukaryota; Metazoa; Chordata; Actinopteri; Anguilliformes; Anguillidae
Gene: shc3
Product: SHC (Src homology 2 domain containing) transforming protein 3
Exons: 12
Coding region: 1893-3836 (647 amino acids)
Biological process (GO): cell surface receptor protein tyrosine kinase signaling pathway; intracellular signal transduction
Cellular component (GO): plasma membrane
Molecular function (GO): receptor tyrosine kinase binding
Source: RefSeq, a predicted model, not a curated record